Lycium ferocissimum is the source of this 750-nucleotide messenger RNA. RefSeq lists its product as uncharacterized. The coding region runs from base 1 to 750 and encodes 249 amino acids. The transcript has a single exon. The record is from RefSeq and is a predicted model, not a curated record. NCBI's taxonomy places the organism in Eukaryota, Viridiplantae, Streptophyta, Magnoliopsida, Solanales, Solanaceae.
AUGACAAAUCUUUCUAAACUUGAAUUUGUUGCCCUGGAUAUAUCGGGCAAAAGCUACGUGUCUUGGGUACUUGAUGCUGAAAUUCAUCUUGAUGCGAUGGGUCUGGCAGACACCAUCCAAAAUAAAAAUCAGGCAUCAAAUCAAGACAAUGCCAAGGCAAUGAUAUUCCUCCGCCAUCACCUUGAUGAGGGCUUGAAAUUGGAAUAUCUCACUAUUAAAGAUCCUUUUAUGCUGUGGAAUAAUUUAAAAGAUAGAUAUGACCACCUGACGAGGGUCAUUCUUCCACAAGCACGUUUUGAUUGGAUCCAUUUGAGGCUACAAGAUUUUAAAUCUAUCUGUGAGUAUAAUUCCUCAAUGUUUAGAAUUAUAUCUCAGCUGAAAUUAUGUGGUGAAAAUAUCACUGAUAAUGAUAUGCUGGAGAAAACUUUCACCACUUUCCAUGCCUCGAAUGUGCUCCUGCAGCAGCAAUAUCGAGAGAUGGGGUUCAAAAAGUAUUCUGAACUAAUUUCACAUCUUCUUGUAGCCGAACAAAAUAAUGGAUUAUUAAUGAAAAAUCAUGAAAGUCGACCUACUGGUUCUAGUCCGUUCCCUGAAGUGAAUGAGACUAACUUUCACCAAGCUAAGCGUGGAACAGGCCGUGGCCCCAAUCCUCGUUGUGGCCCUAGCAGUGGUCAUGACCGCGGUGGAGGGAAAAGCUAUAAUCAUGAUGAUCGCCUUGCACCAAAUAAAUCCCUUCUUUUUGAAGGAUGA